This is a messenger RNA of Syzygium oleosum, 984 nucleotides long. Its product is annotated as CBS domain-containing protein CBSX1, chloroplastic-like. The record is from RefSeq and is a predicted model, not a curated record. NCBI's taxonomy places the organism in Eukaryota, Viridiplantae, Streptophyta, Magnoliopsida, Myrtales, Myrtaceae. The transcript has 8 exons. Bases 120 to 833 code for a protein of 237 amino acids.
GGUGCUGCUGUCUGCUCUCUCCGGUUUCUCCGAACUCCGGCGGAAACCAGAGAACCCCUCUCUCUCUCUCUCUCGCUGACGUCAUCGGCCUACGGAGCAAGCAGAGUCGCCGGCGAACGAUGGACGCAGUACUCUCUCCGUCGCUCUCGCCGUCCCGCCCUCGCCUCCGCUCCGCCGCUUGCCUGAUUCGUCCGCCGCCGCCGUCCGUCGUUCCGGCCUCCGGGCUCGGCCGUCUCCUCCCCAAUCCGGCUUCGGUCUCCGCGAAUCGGGUUCCAGGUCUCUGCAAAUCCCCCGCCGUCGCCGCCAGCGGCACCCUCACGGCUAAUCCCGUGCCGCCAAAAAGUAGCGUAUACACAGUUGGUGACUUCAUGACAAGAAAAGAGGAUCUGCAUGUGGUAAAGCCAUAUACAACUGUAGAUGAAGCAUUGGAGAUGCUUGUGGAGAACAGAAUCACUGGUUUUCCUGUAGUUGAUGAUGACUGGAAAUUGGUUGGUCUUGUUUCUGAUUAUGAUUUGUUAGCUUUGGACUCUAUAUCAGGUGGUGGGCGAGCUGACAACAGCAUGUUCCCUGAAGUUGACAGCACAUGGAAAACCUUCAACGAAGUGCAGAAAUUGCUCAGCAAGACCAAUGGCCAAGUGGUUGGUGAUUUGAUGACACCGGCUCCUGAAGUUGUCCGUGAGACCACAAAUCUCGAGGAUGCUGCCAGGAUAUUGCUUGAAACAAAAUAUCGUCGACUUCCAGUUGUAGAUGCUGAGGGAAAGCUGGUCGGCAUCAUCACAAGAGGGAAUGUUGUAAGAGCUGCCCUUCAAAUAAAACAUGCCAAUGAAGUGUAAGCGAAGUACCUGUUGAUCAAUUGAAGCAUUUGAGGAAACUGGGGUUGGAAAGGAGGAUUGGUUUUCUCUCGCAGGUUGAAAAGCAAUGCUGCUUCUAUUUAUCAAGUUUUGCUUUGUAUGACGGGAACUGACCUGAUUGGAAUCGUAUAAA